AUGGGUUGUAUGAAAGCCAUUUGUGGUGGUAACCCCAAUAGUGACAUACGACCAUGUAGAGAGGAUGGGACUGAUUGUGGAGGGUUUAAUCAGGUUCGGUAGGUAAAAUACGAUGUUCAUAUGUCAAGUGCAAAAACUUUCUUUACAAGGCAAAAAAUGGCAAGAAAUUUCUUUACAAAACAAAAAAUGGCAAGAACUUUCUUUACAAAAUAAAAAAUGGCAAGAACUUUCUUUACAAAACAAAAAAUAGCAAGAACUUUCUUUACAAAACAAAAAAUGGCAAGAACUUUCUUUACAAAACAAAAAAUGGCAAGAACUUUCUUUACAAAAUAAAAAAUGACUAGAACUUUCUUUACAAAACAAAAAUAGCAAGAACUUUCUUUACAAAACAAAAAAUAGCAAGAACUUUCUUUACAAAACAAAAAAUGGCAAGAACUUUCUUUACAAAACAAAAAAUGGCAAGAACUUCCUUUCCAGCCUACCGUAACUUUAAAUUAUUACAUUUUAGAGCCGACCAUAUCAUUCUACCAGCCUCAGACAUAAUCUGUCCACUAGAGGAAGCUAUUUUUGCACCAUUCGAUGGUGAACUGUCCUACUUCCAACCGUUUGGCGGUGAAACCGACUUCCAAUGUGCUGAUCAAGGCAUCAGAAUCGAUGGUUCUGGCCAGUACCGAGGGUACCAUGUACUCAUCUACACGGUAGUACCGUUCAGAUACGGUGGAGAGGUGGUGGCUGGAGAGAAGUUGGGAACGGCAGGACAGUAUGAAUGUAUAUUGAGUCAGAAGGCUCAGAACCCGCAGAAUUACAUUAGAGUAGAGUUGUAUCGGGAUGGAAAGGCGGUGGAUAUCAGCAGUCAUUUGACUGAUUGUAAGUUGCAUCUUGAUAAAUAUACUUUUGGGUUUAGUUAGUUUAGAUUCUUUAGGCUUAGGCUCAAAUAGUUUUAGAAUUAGCAAGCUUAUGGUUAAAUUCUUAGUGAGCUUAGGUUUUGUAAAUUAAAGUUUAGUCUAGUGGACGUAGGCUUAAAUUUAGGCUUAGACUCACGAAGCUUACGCUUUGGCUCGGUAUUAGAAGGCUUACGCCUUUGGCUUUGACUUACUAGGUUUAAGUGUAGGCUUGAAAAAUUAGGCUGCUCAAAUUAGUCAACUUAGGCUUAGUAGGCUUAAGUUUAGUCGUCUUAGGCUUAGUUAGACUUAUUAGACAUAUGCCUCAUAGGCUUAGGCUUAAUGACUCUGGAUUCGCAGAUUAAAAAAUAAGCCUUUGCUUUGUACAUUCGGGUUUGUAAAUUUAAACGUAGUAGAGUUAUGCUUACUAUAUGUUAAUAAACCUUAGAAAAAAACCUUAGAUUCUUUAGUUACUAAUAUCCCGCUAAACGUGACAAUUCAUAGUAACACAGAUUGUACUACGUCUUGUUCUAAAAGUUGAGGUAUAUUCGGUACAAUUCCCUUGGUAGUACGUUAUUUAAUAACCAAUUUAUUUUAAGGUAUGUGCACGGGCCAGAUAUGUGAAACAAAUCACAAUAACCGGAUUAUUGGACAACCCUUUGAGUCUAAAAGGUAAGGCUUUCAAGGGCCAAAAAACGUCCUCAAAAAUCGUUGGGGUUUUGUGCCAAAAGCAGUUACAGCGAAUUUUUUUGGACCUCUUAGAAAAAAAUUUGGAUUGCUUCUAAAGAACUCCGGAUAUAACAAAACCCCGCUACCGCGAACAACUUUUCAAUAACUUUGCGAUUUGUUGUAUCGGGAGUUCACCGUAAUGUUUUCAGUAUUUUCAACGGAAUCCGAGGUUGGGAAAUUGCCUGUCCAUUACGAAAGGAAGACUCGGAAGAAGUCGAAGAAGCCUCAUAUGAAGACGCUCCACUGGCUCCAACUAUUUACAGGUAGAGUAGGGUAGGGUAAGGUAGGGUAGGGUAGGGUAGGGUAGGGUAGAGUAAGGUAGGGUAGGGUAGAGUAGGGUAGGGUAAGGUAGAGUAAGGUAGGGUAGGACAAGGUACGGUAGUCCACUAAUAUUUACUUUUCAGUCCAAUCGAAGGAGAAAUCAUCGGUCGAAUGAGGCUAAACUUCAAGAAUAAUGUCUAUUCUGGCUGUAGUAAUGAAGCAUUGUUCAUUCAAGGCACUGGUACUUGGACUGGUAAGAACUUUCUUUACAAAACAAAAAAUGGCAAGAACUUUCUUUACAAAACAAAAAAUGGCAAAAACUUUCUUUACAAAACAAAAAAUGGCAAAAAUUUUCUUUACAAAACAAAAAAUGGCAAAAACUUUCUUUACAACCCCAAAACCCUUCAAAACACUGUUAAAAAUUGUCACUAUUCCAGAUUACGACGUAAAAAUUUUCAAUGUGCGCUACCGUGAAGACCUCGGCUUUGGUCGCAAGCACAUUGCCCAAGGGCAGCCGGUUGGCCGACGUUUGGUCUGCUCAGAUUCGGCCGAUUCAAUUUUCAUGGAGGUCCGCUUUCAAGGUACUGUAAUCAACAUUACUGAUGCUAUUACUGCCACCUCUUGUCGUCAUAAACUGCCUGACGGAUUACUGUAA
Bursaphelenchus okinawaensis is the source of this 2526-nucleotide messenger RNA. The record is from the annotation of a GenBank genome assembly. Lineage: Eukaryota; Metazoa; Nematoda; Chromadorea; Rhabditida; Aphelenchoididae.